CCCAGACCCACCGGAGAGCAGGACCAACCCACUGCGCCCCCCUUUGCUUGUUUACAAUGCUUGUUUAUUCUCACUCACUUUUCUUAACUACUUGGCCAGGUCAGGUUCACACUGGUCUGGAGGCUAUCCUGGAACAAGGGCCACAAGGCCGGGUAGGAUAUACCCAAAAGAGGCUGCCAUUCCGCCAUAGGGUAAUCACACUUGUGCACUACUGACAAUUUAGAGCUAACCUGAAACGUAUGCCUUUGAACUGCACCAGGAAACAGCUCACGCCUCAGUGUUACCCCUGUAUAUUUAUUUAGUUGUUUAGCCACUCCUUUGAGCAUAAAUCCUUGCGUUCAGCAUUCUGGAAGCAUGGAAAACACUUGAAAGGUACUGAUAGAAUGCCACAGUACUGUUUCAGGUGUCAGAACAAGACUUUACACCCAUCAAUGAUACAAUGAAUGAAGCUUGGGACACAGCCUAGCAGAGGUGGUGCUGCUGUGCUGUUUGUUUGCUUGUUUGUUUGUUUUUGUUUGUUUCUCCAGCUUGCUGAACUCCACAAACCACAGAGAGAGGGUGUUCUCGGCAUCACCAUGUCCGUGAGCUCUGUAAACCUGCCUGGAUAACAGCAGUCUGUCUAGCCCCAAACCAAGGGACUCACUCUCACUAACACUAACAAACAUAAACACAUCCCGCAUUUCUGCCACUCUGCCUGUCACAGUCUCCGAACUUCUCGAGUAACUGGAAUAGAGAAGAAACGUGUCGUCAACGGCCCCUGGAACGGAGGGACUGAGUCACGAGUGGCGGAGGGACACUUUUCACUGCGCACCGCAGCAGGAAUUGCAGCCGGACAACUUUCGCUGUUGCACCGCAACGUUAUCUCAAAAACAAAACCCACAAUUCAGCGGGCGGGCCGACUUCCUCGAGACUUUACCCUUGUCCUUGCGUUUAGCUUUGAUUUUCAAAUCUUAAGGCAGCGCUUUUCAGUUAAAGAUGGGAGUGCCGAAGUUUUAUCGCUGGAUUUCGGAGCGGUAUCCGUGUCUGAGUGAAGUGGUGAAGGAGUACCAGAUUCCUGAAUUUGACAACCUCUACCUGGAUAUGAAUGGCAUCAUCCAUCAGUGCUCUCACCCCAAUGAUGAAGACGUACACUUCCGCAUUUCUGAGGAGAAGAUCUUUGCAGACAUAUUUCAUUACCUAGAGGUGCUCUUUCGCAUCAUCAAGCCACGCAAGGUGUUCUUCAUGGCGGUAGAUGGCGUGGCUCCUCGGGCAAAGAUGAACCAGCAGCGUGGCAGGCGGUUCCGCUCAGCGAAAGAGGCAGAGGAGAAGAUAAAGAAGGCCCUUGAAAAAGGGGAGGUACUUCCUGUGGAGGCCAGGUUUGAUUCCAACUGCAUCACACCAGGGACAGACUUCAUGGCCCGACUCCAGGAGCAGCUUAAGUACUUUGUCCACAGCAAACUGUCUACUGAUAAGUUGUGGCAGGGCGUUUCUGUCUACCUUUCUGGCCAUGAGACCCCUGGAGAAGGAGAGCACAAAAUCAUGGAGUUCAUUCGCUCUGAGAAUGCCAAGCCAGGUCACGACCCCAACACACGGCACUGUUUAUACGGUUUGGAUGCUGACCUGAUCAUGCUUGGCCUGGUGAGCCAUGAGCCACACUUCUCCCUUCUCAGAGAGGAGGUUCGUUUUGGCGGCAAGAAGUGUCAGAAGCGGAUCACAGCUCCAGAGGAGACUACUUUCCAUCUGCUGCACCUUUCUCUCAUGAGGGAAUACAUAGACUACGAGUUUUCUGAGCUCCGGAAUAAGAUUGGCUUUGAGUACGACUUGGAACGCAUCAUUGAUGACUGGAUCCUUAUGGGCUUCCUGGUGGGAAAUGACUUCAUUCCUCAUCUCCCUCACCUGCACAUCAACCAGGACGCCCUGCCACUGCUCUAUCGCACCUACAUCAGUGUGCUGCCCUCGCUGGGAGGUUACCUGAAUGAAAAUGGAAACCUCAGUCUAACUAACUUUGAGAAGUAUCUGGUGAAGCUUUCUGAGUUUGAUCGAGACCACUUCAGGGAGGUUUUUGUGGACCUCAAGUGGUUUGAGAGCAAGGUGGGCAACAAGUACGUGAACGAAGCGGCUGGCCAGGCAGCUGAGGAGUCUCGCAGGAGGGUCGGCAGGAAGAACAGGGUGCCCAACGAUUCGCUCUCACUUGCUGUGUUGGACCAGGGAAGACAUCCUGAUGGCCUCCCUAACAGAGGUACGACGGUACACCUGUGUGUCUCUGUGUAUCUGUCUUAUUUCUCACUCACAUUGCAGCCCUUUGCUUCCCAUCACACCCCAGAUUGCACUGAGGAUGACUGCGAGGAUGAAGACAUGUUUGAAACAGAGUUCCGCCAGUACAAGCGCUCCUACUACAUGACGAAAAUGGGAGUGGAAGUGGUGUCUGACGACUUCCUUGCCAGUCAGGCGCUCUGCUACGUGGAGGGAAUUCAGUGGAUUUUACAUUAUUACUACCACGGAGUGCAGUCGUGGAGCUGGUUUUACCCAUACCACUACGCCCCCUUCCUGUCCGACAUUCGCAACAUUUCCAGUGCGCAGUUGAGCUUCCAAAAGGGGACACCAUUCUUGCCCUUCCAGCAGCUCCUUGCAGUCCUACCUGCAGCAAGCAAGGAUCUGCUGCCCCAGUGCUACCAGCACCUCAUGACAUCACCAGGCUCCCCCAUCAUUGAGUACUACCCACUGGACUUCAAGACGGACCUCAAUGGCAAGCAGCAGGAGUGGGAGGCCGUCGUGCUCAUCCCCUUCAUCGAUGAGAAACGUCUGCUUGCUGCCAUGGAGCCAUACAAUGAACUCUUGAGUGCUGAGGAAAAGGCCCGCAACCGGCACUCGGAGUGUGCCCUCUAUCGGCACGACAUGCAGCUUGACUUCUGCUACAUGUCGCCACUGUUGGAGCGCUUCCCCCACAUACCGCAUUGCCACGUCAGGCAGACCAUGGUGCCUAUGGACGCGUGGCAGGUUCCCUUGGACCACAGGGUCCACAGUGUGGAUUCAAGCUCCCUUUACUUCUGCGGCUUCCCCACCCUCAGGCACAUUCGACACAAGUUUUAUAAAAGGAAGAGUGGCGUUGUGGUGUUUCAGCAGAGCAGCCGUGGCGAGAACAUGAUGCUGGAGAUCUUAAAUACCCCAGAAGAGGAGCUGCAGUGUGAGCAAGUUGCUGCUCUCACUUUGGGCAGGACUGUCUUUGUGAACUGGCCCCACCUGGAGGAGGCGCGGGUUGUCGCCGUGUCCGAUGGAGAGACGAGGUUCUUUCUGGAGGACCCUCCAGGUCUGCAGAAGGUAUACAUGGGCCGAACGCCACCCCCCACUAGGGUGGUGCACCUCAGCGACAAGGAGCAGAAGGAGUGGCUGAAGGAAGUGCAGUCGCUCACAGAACAUUUCCUAAAGCGCAAGGGCAUUGUCAUUAAUGAGACGGCGGUGCUGCUGUACGCCCAGCUGCUUGCUGGCCGCCGCUACGUCCUCAGCUCCACCGGCCGGGUACACCUGGAGAAGCAGUGGGCGAAGCAGGCCCUGCCCUUUGCCCACCAGACCAUUGUCAAGGACAUCAAGGCCUUCGAGUCGUCCUUCCCUCGCUUCAAAACGUUGGAGGAGCUGUUCCCGCGUGGCACCUUGGUAUUCAUGAUGGGAAACCCGUACUACGGUGCCAUGGGUGAGGUGCAGGAGUCUGGUGAUGUCAUUGGUGAGGGACGGGUUCGAGUCGUCUUCACUAUGCCAUGUGAGCCUCAGCUUGAUGCCUUAAUACAAAACCAGCAUAAGUACUCUGUGAGGUACAGCCCCGGCUAUGUGCUCUCGUCCCGUUUGGGUGUCAGCAGCUACCUCGUGUCCCGCUUCUCCGGCAGCGUCUUCAUCGGGCGCGGUUCCAGGAAGAACCCCCACGGUGAGCAGAAGUCCAACGUGGGCCUUAACCUCAAGUUCAACAAGAAGAAUGAGGAGGUGCCAGGAUAUACUAAAAGGACCGAGAAAGAGUGGCUCUACUCUGCUGCUGUGGAGGAACUGCUUGCUGAAUACCUGGAGAGGUUCCCGGAGGUCUUUGAGUUUGUCUCCAGGAACAGUCAUGAUGAUGUUUUCUAUGAAGACGACAUCUGGCCUGGAGAGGACGAGAACGGGGCUGAGAAAGUUCAAGAGAUCCUGUCGUGGCUGAAGACACACCCUGUGAGCUCGACGUCACGGACGUCCUGUGACCUGCGGAUCCUAGAUAGCGGCAUCGUGGAGAAGAUCGAGGAGGAGCUCGAUAAGACCAAGCUAAGGAAGAGCAGCAAGAAAGUUCGAGUUACCGUGAAGCCACACCUGCUCUUCAGGCCCCUGGAGCAGCAGCAGGGUGUGGUUCCCGACCCAGAUGUGGAAUACCGUCUGUUUGACCGCGUGGUGAAUGUGAGGGAGAGCUUCACCGUGCCUCUUGGUCUGAGGGGAACUGUCAUCGGCAUCAAGGGUGCCGACCGGGAGACAGACGUCCUCUACGAGGUGCUCUUUGAUGAAGAAUUCCCAGGAGGCCUCACCAUCAGGUGUUCCCAGAACCGCGGCUACCGCCUGCCCCCCAGUGCCUUAGUCAACCUGAGCCACGGCAGCCGCCUCGAGUCGGGAUCCCACAAGCUGACAGCCGUGGUGAAGCCCCAGGUGUCGGCUGCUUCCCAUGGCAACAGGGGCCAGCUGGGGGCUCUCAACCACUCGCCGUGCUCACCCUUCGUGCCCACACAGCAGCCCAACGGGAGGCAGGGCUACAGCCUGAAGGCAGAAACCCAGGGCAGCAAACACUCAACCCUCAAGUUCCUUAGUCAGAAGAACUCCGGCAAGGCCGCUGUGAGGGAUGAGGAUUUCGGUCAUGUUUGGCAGUCUCUGCAGGCCUCAGGAACAUCUCCAAAACAGCAAGGACUUCGACAGGGCAGCGCAGGAAAGGGGAUAUGGGGGCAGCAUGAAGGACCACAGGAGCCAGGAAGGAGGGGUAGAGAAGAGGGCAGGAACCACUGCAGGGAGCUGCAGAGUUCACAACCUCAUCACCCACUGGGUUCCACCGGAAACAUUCGAGUGCUGAAGAGGAAUGAAGAUGUCAAGCUCUUUUCUUCCCAGAACCCACCCUAUAAGGUGAACCCUGAAUUUGAGGAGUCCAUCUCCAGCCUGAGCAUCUCCCUGAGGAAGGAGGCUUCUCCCCUGCAGACCCCCAGCAGUGCUGAGGAGCCACUGUCACCUCAGUCCUUUGCUAUGAAGGGAACUCUCCUGCUGAAGGAGAUGUUGAAGAUUGACACUGCCAGCGGUGUUGGCUCUGCCCCCGAAGGUGCUCACCCUGGGGGAAACCCUGUCUCUGCCCAGGCAGGCGUAUCGCAGGGCCGCAGGAGGUCCUCCAAAAAACUGGCUGCCCGCAUCCACAAAGGGUCGGGGGAGGGUGCUGCUCAGCCCUACAGUGCAGGCAGUGCAGCGGAGCUCACGCGUGUGUGUCUCAGCCUUGGAAUGGGGUCCCCGGAGUUCACCUUCCUCCGUAACCCCCAGGGCCUCACCGUGUGCCAGGUGAAGGUUCCCAGCGGUCUGCUGGUCCAUGGGCCGCAGUGCCAAUCUGACAGUGAAGCUAAGGAGAAGGCGGCUUUAUUCACCCUGCAGCGUCUUAGUUCUAUUGGUUCCUCGCUCCAUCUCACCCCGCCGCUGUUCUCCACCAUCCCAGCUCCUCUUCCUGCUGUGUACGGUCAGCCCACAGGGGGCCUCCUUGUGCAGCCGCUGAGCUGGGGAGCCUGCCUGCCACCCCAGACACAGCCCUUCUACCCAGGUGCCUUUCCGGGGGCACGGUCACCUGCCCCCACGUUGCCCAUUGGCUCCCACAACCAGUUUGUUCCCAUGCAGGUGACAAAAAAGCGGGUCUCCGGUCGAAAGUUCCAAGAGCCCAGAGACUUGAAUAGCUCCAGCCACUCAGGCGGGAACCCACCUCCCCAUCCUGCCCAGCCUGAUGUAGGCACUGCUUCGGCCUCAAACCAAACACCCGAUUCCACGGACAACCUGCGGAAAGACCCGCCCAUGCGGCCAAAACCAGGAGCCCACACUCCCGGCUUCACCUCCAGGAGGAAACCCAGGAAACUGGCAGCGAAUUUUGAGUCUGCAAAAGUGUCUGAAUGACCCCCGUCCCCCUCAGUGGGGUCAUGUUCACUUUGAACACGGUAUUCCACUCAUGUGCAAGCCUGAUCUCUGUUUCGGCCUCUUGUCUGGCCUUCUGCUCAUCAUUACGUUCACCACGCUGUCACCCUGGGGGGUCAAGUGCCAAUUUUUUUUUUUUUAAUCCCCCCAUUCGCCCUCACAGUGAUCACUUCCUUCUUGUUUUCUUGCAGCUAAAUGAAAUCACCAUUUUCUAUCCAUGUGUUUUAGGGAGAGAGACAUUUUCUAACGUUUUUAUGAGUCUGUGUGCUGCCUUUGCUGUGAUGGAUGGGGUGUCUGACCAGGUGUCCAACCCCCCCCCCCCCCCGAGUCUAGAAGCGUGAUGUCUCAGCUCGGCCUUUAGCCCUUUUCACUUUGUUCUCUAGCUCUCUGUCCCCACAGGGAUGUCAAAAUAUUACUGACACUUGUGACUUCAGUUGAAAUUGUCUAAAGUUCCAUAAUUUUAUAUCAUAAAAAAGUAAAGAUUUUAAGUGAUUUCAGCACACACAGGCAGUGUUUUUACUACGGUAAGUACAAUCACUUGUACAGUCUGCUGUGCACAGACACUAUGAUUUAUGGAAUUAAUUUGUAGCCUGUACUAUUUCUGAUACACUGUACAGUUGACUGAAGAAAUUUACUUUUAGAUAUUUUUACUAUGCUAUUUUAAUGUUUGGAGAAGGUUUGCUUGUCUUCAGCGGCUCCUGUGAAAUGCUGCAGAAAACUGUGAAAGAGUCAUUUUUAUUCCUGCGAUUCCUGAUUAAUAAAUAUUCUCUUUCCACCUCCACCGACUUCCACAAAUAAGUGCAGGACUGUCUGAA
Messenger RNA from Scleropages formosus (Asian bonytongue), 6947 nucleotides. It is a transcript of the gene xrn1, whose product is annotated as 5'-3' exoribonuclease 1. Gene Ontology annotation, biological process: nuclear-transcribed mRNA catabolic process; rRNA catabolic process. Bases 976 to 6114 code for a protein of 1712 amino acids. Gene Ontology annotation, cellular component: nucleus. NCBI's taxonomy places the organism in Eukaryota, Metazoa, Chordata, Actinopteri, Osteoglossiformes, Osteoglossidae. The record is from RefSeq and is a predicted model, not a curated record. The transcript is spliced from 41 exons. Gene Ontology annotation, molecular function: RNA binding; 5'-3' RNA exonuclease activity.